AUGUUUGUAGCGCGGUAUCUUGAUGCCCAUACCAACAUCGGAGGCGAUCGACCAAAGGCAGCGGUGAAGUCGGUGGCGCAAAGCCAUGAGUCUGUCAGGGAGUUUUUGGAGGCGUGGCUGCCGACAAGGCCGACUCCUGAGGAGGUGGCGUGGCGAGUACAUGGGCAUGAACGGUUUGAGGCGGCGAGGGAGGCUAUCGCUGAUGAGCUCGGAAGGAGGUUCGCUACCACAAAAAGGGAGGAGAAAAGCUGGAUAAGGGAGAAGGCCAGGAUAAGGGGCACUAGGCAUUACGAUGAGGAUAUGUUACCGCUGCUGUCUCCAGUGGCUGCCUCAACCGUGGCGUCCGAAAAAUCACUAGAUGAACAGCUUGAGGCUAAGCAAGCGGAGCUGGGAGAGGCCCAAAGGCGUCUACAGGAGGCAGUCGAUCGAGCUAGGGAGGGAGCGCAACGAGAGUAUAUUGCGGUGAAGGGCGUCAUCGAUGACGAUAUUGCCCCGGCUAGUCAGGCGUUAAAACGGUACUGGUGCGAGGUCGAGGAAAGGACAAGAGCUCGAACGGAGAGGAUCCAGGCUGAUAGUGGUAUGAGUCGGUCGAUGGACACAGCAAUGGUUACGAUGGAGUAUACUGAUAAGGCGGCUACGUUGGUGGAGAAGACUGAGAAAAUGAGGGGAGUUCCUCAACAGCUGAGUGUGGCUGUUGGUGUGGCCGAGAAGGCGAAGAUUGUGGACGUGUUUGUGUUGUUUGCCCAUCACUUGUCCCAGUAUCUGGGAACUAUCACGGAAGUCGGGGAGUUCGCUGGUGAUGACGCCGCGCAGGAGUUGGCUUGGGCAUCUGGGGACCUCUCGGCAUGCUCUAUGGCGCUUCAACAGGUUGACUCGCCCUGGGCAUCGGAUCGGAGCUGUGCCACGUUGAAUAGGCUGGCGACUACUCUGAUGGAUCUUGUAGAGAACGAGAGUGUCAGUCGGACCAGCUACUUGGCGAAGAAUUCAACUGCGAUGGCGUUUUUUGCUGAUGCGAUGUAUUGGCCGCUGAUCGAACAGUUUGUUACUAUGGAAAAGCAGAAAUGGAAUGAUCUGCCGACCCUCCAUGGCGAGGACGAGCCGACGGCGCGGUUGAUCCAGAAGAGUAUAGAAGGUGUGUCCAGUUGGAUCACUGGAGGUUUGGAAAAUGAGAUGCUCCGCAGCCUCCUGGCUGAGCACAUUGCCGAGUUGGAGGAGUUGGCCCUGAAAAUGGCGAAGAUGAUUGAGGAAGAGUGCGGCGAGUAA
Messenger RNA from Perkinsus marinus ATCC 50983, 1263 nucleotides. RefSeq lists its product as hypothetical. Lineage: Eukaryota; Perkinsozoa; Perkinsida; Perkinsidae. The record is from RefSeq and is a predicted model, not a curated record. Bases 1 to 1263 code for a protein of 420 amino acids. The transcript is spliced from 11 exons.